Messenger RNA from Sungouiella intermedia, 2391 nucleotides. The record is from the annotation of a GenBank genome assembly. NCBI's taxonomy places the organism in Eukaryota, Fungi, Ascomycota, Pichiomycetes, Serinales, Metschnikowiaceae.
AUGGGCUUCGUCUACGAUCCAGAAAUCCAAUUGGCCAAGCUCUUUCCCUCUGAGGAUUCGCUCGGAAACCUAGACGCCGUGCUAGAUCACAUCCAGAAACAGAAGCUGGCCACUAAUGUCAGACUCCGCAAUGAAAUCGCCGCAUACAAGCAUCCUAUCGACUUACACCACGACAUUGGCGUGCUUACGGACUCGUUCAGGGAUAUCAGACAAAAGUCAAUAAACACACAGGCCACUAUAUUUCAGAUGACAUCCAGCAUUCAGCGAUUGGAUACCACAAAGCGUAACUUGGUGCUCUCCAUGAAGAUCUUGAAACGUCUCCAGAUGUUGGUCAAUGCGUUCAACAGUCUUACCGACGUGGUGCUGACGCGUGAUUAUAAAGAGAUAGCUACAUACCUCGGAGUGGUCAAGGAACUUAUGGAUUUCUUCAAACCUUACAAGUCCAUCGAUGAGAUCGGAACACUCAACCAACUAAUCCACAAGACUCAAAACAAGUUGGUGGACGAUGUAUUCAUUGAUUUCGAGGACUCUUUCACCAAUAAUUUUACCAACGACAAACUUGUUUAUGGCUGUGAGAUCUUGGAGUUAGUCGAUGCAAAAUAUAAGGACAAGCUUUUGUCGUGGUUCUAUAACCUCCAACUUAAAGAGAUUCAGUCCAUUUUCAAUACCACAGACGAGGCCGGCAACAUGGAGAAUUUGAGUCGCCGAUACAUCUUUUUCAACAAUAUCCUUACGAACAUUCGCUCACAUUAUCUUAACGUGUUCCCUGACCUGUGGCAGGUGGACUUAGAACUUACCAAGUUAUUUUGCAAGGUCACCAAGCAGGACUUGACAAAUCAACUCAAGGGCUCCAACAUUCCAUCCUCAGUGAUUCUUGAGGCAUUGAAGAAGAGUCUUGACUUCGAAAAGUCGUUGAAUGACACAUAUAAGACGGACGAAUUCACCAAGAUCAUUCUGAGCCUGUUUGAGCCAUACUUGACCACCUGGAUCACGGAACAGGAUUCCUUGCUCAGCCAAAAAUUCAUGGAGUUUUAUUCAGCCCCCAAGAUACCAAGUGAGCUCAUCACCCCUCAAACAGCCGACGAUUUAUUAGCGGUCCUCAGGGUCAAUAGUGUCCCAAAUUUUGCUGCUUCCUCAGUUGAGUUAUUCAAGACGUUCCAGAAGCUUUUGGUCCAAAUCAUUAAGUUGUCCACGGGCGAAAUAUUAAUUGACUUAUCGAAGUUAUUUGCGAAAUACCUUCGCGAGUAUCACUCUAAGAUUCUCAUUCCUAUCUUGAACCAGACCAAUUCGAAUCCCAAAGGAAUUGAGCCCCUCAAAUACUUGACUAUGAUUCUCAAUACCUCUGACUAUGUGAUCAACAAUACGAACGACUUGCAAGAUAAAAUGGAGAAGCUCAUCGAUGUACGUUACAGACUGAGGAUAGACUUCGAAUCCGCCAAGAACUUGUUUUUCGAUUUAAUUGGAAAAUCUAUCAAGGCUGCCGUUCUGAAGGUUUCUGUUGAUCUACAGUUUCUGUGGAGACAAUUCGAAAACAACGGGUGGGACUCUAUGGAGUUUAUUGCAGAUACUUCGACCUACAUUGACGACUUUGUGUCCUCCUUAAGAGAAAAUAACAGAGUCAUAUUGCCACUUAUAAUGAGGGAAGGCUAUUCUCGGACUUAUUGUGAUCGUUUGGUGGAGAUGAUUGUAACUACCUUUAUGAACAAACUCACCUUGAUAAAGCCGUUAAGCAUCAUCAAUAUUGAACAGAUCCUCUUGGAUGUGUCGGUUCUCAGAAAAUACUUCUCUAUUCUUCCACACUAUGCGGACCCCAACUUUGAUGAAUCGAGGCGAAAUGAUGAAACUGAAGUUCCAAUCCCAAAGGCUUACACCAGAUUUUUGGGCAAUCAGUUCACAAAGUUGGAAACUUUGCUCAAACUUUUGCUUACGCCUACCCUCCCGGUUGAUAAUAUAGUUGAGAGCUACUUCAAUCUCAUUGGCGAUAAGUCUGUGCCAAACUUUACGAAGUUCUUAGACUUGAAAAGCAUAGAGAAACAGAACCAGGCAAAGUACAUCGAGAACUUCAAGCUCCAACUUACAGUUUCUAACGACUUAAUUGACGAAUCACCUAUCUUUGCAGUGUUCGGAAGUGAGGGUCAUGCCAAUCAAGCGCAUCCAUUGGCUCAGCCAACUCCUCAACCCGUGGACUUUAAGGAUUUGAUUUCUAGCAAAUCUCCAGAACCCAACCUUCCCGAUUUCCUCAAGACCAACAGUGCAAAAAUCCAAAACAUCAAACUCAACAAUCCAUUAAAGGAUUUCACACUCAAUGGAGAGCAACACGUUAACAAGUUUAAUGAGAAUUUCAAGAAUAUUGGGAAGUUUUUCAGGAAAGACUUCAAUGAUUUCGACUAA